Molecule: messenger RNA, 567 nt
Organism: Fusarium redolens
Lineage: Eukaryota; Fungi; Ascomycota; Sordariomycetes; Hypocreales; Nectriaceae
Exons: 4
Coding region: 1-567 (188 amino acids)
Source: RefSeq, a predicted model, not a curated record
AUGCCAUGUCUUCAGAAGGAAAAGAAAAACGUGGAGGAAGAGCUAAAAAGACUUGUUGCGGAUGAAAUUCGAAGGGAGCCAUUGAUAUGCGAGAAAAGAGAGCAGUUACAGAAGUUGAGCCAUGAGUUUAUGGAUACGGGUAUUGAGUAUUUGUUCAAGGCCAGUACUGAAGCGGAUCAACAGCCAGAUGACCCAGCCGCCUCGUCCUCAGGUCUGUCCGACCCGCCUACUACGAGCGAGGGGGAGCCUUCUUCUCAUGCAGCGGCAAAGAGGACGAAGGGGAAAGAGGUUGAGAUCAAUGAUGCGGAGGAUGUACCGUCCGAGGCAACCAGGUCAUCUCCGCUCCCUGGAAAGGACCGAAUUACGAUUCAAGAUAGUAUUUCAGAUGUUGAAAUGGAGGACGGGGAUGGAAACGACGUGGAGGCCAUGGAAAUGGACGACCAGCCCCCUGAUGAAACGCCUUGGUUAUCCUUAGAUCAGAGUAGUCUCACAGUGGUGGACGGACGAGUGCUGGAUGGGAAUGGGGGUUGCGACAUGUAUUAUCAAAGCAAUAAGUAUGGGAAAUGA